This is a messenger RNA of Castor canadensis (American beaver), 2269 nucleotides long. RefSeq names its product cleavage and polyadenylation specific factor 3 (gene Cpsf3). Gene Ontology annotation, molecular function: 5'-3' RNA exonuclease activity; RNA binding; RNA endonuclease activity. Gene Ontology annotation, biological process: mRNA 3'-end processing by stem-loop binding and cleavage. Gene Ontology annotation, cellular component: mRNA cleavage and polyadenylation specificity factor complex. The record is from RefSeq and is a predicted model, not a curated record. Lineage: Eukaryota; Metazoa; Chordata; Mammalia; Rodentia; Castoridae.
CCGGAAGUUGUGUCUUGGUGGAUGGCGUUUUUUCUUAAAUUCUUGGUGACUGUUCUUCCAAUUUAGAAAGACUUCGGGAACGUGUUCCUCAUUUGCAUAUCUCCUGAGACUUCCAGGAUGUCUACGAUUCCUGCAGAAGAGAGCGACCAGCUGCUGAUCCGACCCCUUGGAGCUGGGCAAGAAGUAGGAAGAUCAUGCAUUAUUCUGGAGUUCAAAGGAAGAAAAAUAAUGCUGGACUGUGGGAUCCACCCUGGCCUAGAAGGAAUGGAUGCUCUACCAUACAUUGAUUUGAUUGACCCAGCUGAGAUUGAUCUCCUAUUAAUUAGUCAUUUCCAUUUGGAUCAUUGUGGAGCUUUGCCCUGGUUUCUACAGAAGACAAGUUUCAAAGGAAGAACAUUUAUGACUCAUGCCACAAAAGCUAUUUAUAGAUGGCUUCUUUCAGAUUAUGUCAAAGUUAGUAACAUAUCAGCAGAUGACAUGCUGUACACUGAAACGGAUUUGGAAGAAAGCAUGGACAAAAUUGAAACUAUCAACUUUCACGAAGUUAAGGAAGUUGCAGGUAUCAAAUUUUGGUGUUACCAUGCAGGCCAUGUCCUGGGAGCCGCCAUGUUCAUGAUCGAGAUUGCAGGCGUGAAGCUUUUGUACACAGGUGAUUUCUCAAGACAAGAAGAUAGACACCUAAUGGCAGCUGAAAUUCCUAACAUCAAACCUGAUAUUCUUAUCAUUGAAUCUACUUACGGGACCCAUAUCCACGAGAAACGUGAAGAGCGAGAAGCCAGGUUCUGUAACACUGUCCAUGACAUUGUCAAUAGAGGGGGCAGAGGACUCAUUCCUGUCUUUGCUCUUGGAAGGGCUCAAGAGCUGCUCUUGAUUCUAGAUGAGUACUGGCAGAAUCACCCAGAACUACAUGACAUUCCAAUAUAUUACGCAUCAUCUUUGGCAAAGAAGUGUAUGGCAGUGUACCAGACAUAUGUAAAUGCCAUGAACGACAAAAUCCGCAAACAGAUCAACAUCAAUAACCCAUUUGUUUUCAAACACAUCAGUAACUUAAAGAGCAUGGACCAUUUUGAUGACAUCGGCCCCAGUGUUGUAAUGGCCUCCCCAGGCAUGAUGCAAAGUGGCUUAUCCCGAGAGUUGUUUGAAAGCUGGUGUACUGAUAAGAGGAAUGGCGUCAUCAUAGCAGGGUACUGUGUAGAAGGUACACUUGCCAAGCAUAUCAUGUCUGAGCCUGAAGAAAUCACCACCAUGUCUGGGCAGAAGUUACCACUGAAAAUGUCUGUUGAUUACAUUUCUUUCUCUGCUCACACAGAUUACCAGCAAACCAGUGAAUUUAUUCGUGCUUUGAAACCGCCUCAUGUGAUUUUAGUCCAUGGAGAACAGAAUGAAAUGGCCAGACUGAAAGCAGCACUGAUACGCGAAUACGAAGAUAAUGAUGAAGUUCACAUAGAAGUUCACAAUCCUCGGAAUACAGAGGCAGUGACCUUAAACUUCAGAGGAGAAAAGCUGGCCAAGGUCAUGGGCUUUUUAGCAGACAAAAAACCAGAACAAGGCCAGCGAGUCUCAGGAAUACUUGUUAAAAGGAACUUUAAUUAUCACAUACUUUCUCCUUGUGACCUAUCCAAUUAUACCGACCUAGCCAUGAGCACUGUGAAACAAACCCAAGCCAUUCCAUAUACUGGGCCCUUUAAUUUGCUCUAUUACCAGCUACAGAAAUUGACAGGUGAUGUAGAAGAAUUAGAAAUUCAAGAAAAACCUGCUCUGAAAGUAUUCAAAAAUAUUACUGUAAUACAGGAACCAGGCAUGGUGGUACUAGAAUGGCUGGCAAACCCUUCUAAUGACAUGUACGCAGACACAGUGACAACUGUGAUACUAGAAGUUCAGUCAAAUCCAAAAAUAAGGAAAGUUGCAGUACAGAAGGUUUCUAAGCAGUUAGAACUGCACGUGUACAGCAAGAGGCUAGAAAUCAUGCUCCAAGACAUAUUUGGAGAAGAGUGUGUGAGUGUGAAAGAUGGCUGUCUGCUAAGUGUCACAGUAGAUGGGAAAACAGCUAAUGUUAACUUGGACACACGGACCGUGGAGUGUGAAGAAGGAAGUGAAGACGAUGAAUCCCUCCGGGAAAUGGUGGAACUGGCUGCACAAAGACUGUAUGAGGCCCUUACCCCAGUUUAUUGACCACCUGUGUUGCUCUACAUGUUAAAACUUUUUAAAAUGCUGACUCUACUUCUGUUACUUCAAAUAAAAUACCUUCCUUUAUCUGGGUAACCUGUUU